AUGGACGCCUACCCGGAAGACUAUGUCGCCCAUAACCUUCCAUUUAUCCUGCUCUCCGGUCUCGAGUCAAGCUCGGAUGACGACCAGCAACCCGUGCGAGCUGACUAUCCGCUCCUCAAGGACAAGGGCGUGAAGAUAUACUCGGACUUCCAGCCGUUGAGCGGCUCAGUCGCGGAGGAAUUGAGGCGCGUGCUUCUGGAGGAAGAUGCAUCCCGUGUCCCCUGGGAGCCGAGAGAUGAUGCAUAUGCAGAUCCAUCCAAGUUCGAGUAUAGAAUUAAGAGUAUUGGACGGUCAUAUAGUCUCCCCCCACGCAAGGCUGAUCCCCCACCUGCCUCUCCUCCCACGAGCCCAACGACCGGACAAGACAAUGGCACGUCGCGUGGGGCAUCUGUCGUUCUGCACUCCCCCAUAUCCCCGUUGACCCCGAGCUCGCCGACUUUCCCAGAUGGCCUACUGACUCCGUUAUGGGUCACGAAGCACCAGAACAUCGUCCCCGCGGCGGUGAUAAACUGCUUCCCAUUUUGCUUCGACCCCAACAUGAGUUCACUGCGCGAUAACCAACUGAAGAUAGAGAUCAAUGGACUGAAAAAGCAAUGGUCCUCAUCUGGCUACAAAACUCGGUUCAUAGUCGUCCUCUUGUCGGAAGAAAGCAAUGGUAACUAUGUUGCGGAUGCCGAGGACAGGGUGGCAGGCAUUCGGAGGGCAACCAAUCUGGAUCAGAAGUCCAUGUUUCUCCUUCCAUCAGACGCGACGUUAGUGGAGCUGAAGGAAUUCGCGACCUCCCUGCUGUCUCUGCUCCAACCAUCGGUGAUGGAGUAUUAUCGGGAUCUAUCGAAGCAUGCCAGGCGCAAACGCAACCGAGGCAAUAUCCCCCCACCGACAGCGCCACCGACAAGUGGGACGUCGCAGACUUUGUCGACUCAGGGGUGGAAUGUUCGAUACGAGUUCAAGCUGGGAAUUUUCGCGGAGUUUCGUCGAGAGAUAGACGCGUCUCUGAGAAAUUACGAAAGCGCCUACGAGACCUUAUUCGGGCAAGAGGUCUUCGAAUAUAUCGCUGGCUGGAAUCCCAGAUUUAAUGAUGCACGUAUGUUAGGCGAUGUAUUGGCUAUACGCAUCAUCCGCUGCUUGCUGUGGACGGGACAAACAACACCAGCGGUGCGGUUUUGGGUAAGCCACCGAAACCGUUCGAAGGACAUCGUUGAUCGUCGGGGUAAAGGCACCAAAAAUUAUGGCUGGGAAGCCUGGGAAGCUAGAUGGUCAAUGGUAAUGGGUCAACUCGUUCGUCAAGCUAAUAUCCCCCAAUUCACUUCCGUGGGUAUCCCUCAAGACCAGUUCGAAGAACAAUACUCAAUCUUUGUUCCACGAGACAAGUCUAGCUCCAUUCAAGACAUGUAUCUUCCAUGGGAACAACUCCACCACGAAGGGUACUGGAUUUAUCGAGCCGCGCAGCAUACAGAGUACCGGCGAACGUGGGCGGAGCAGAUCCCGGAGGAUGAUCGGAUGCCACCAGGACAGUCUCCUGCCUCUCAGAUAGCAAACAAAGCUUACCUGUAUGAUACCUAUCUGGUCCCAGAGCCACACGUUGAGGCACCUCAACCAGGGGCGGAUGGAUUCAACCACUCAUUGUUGAGAUUGGAUGCACUGAAAGCGGCACUGGAAGAGUUCUCUAAGCGAGACCAGCAUCGGAAAACGGAAAGCAUUAGCCUGGAGAUUGCGCAAGAAUACAUGCGUAUGGGCUCAUGGCCUGAGGCCUAUGAAGUUCUUCGACCACUAUGGCCUACCCUUACGUGGCGGCGCUCGAGCUGGUGGCAGCUCAUGGAGCAGUUUGGCUGGGCUCUAAGAGAAUGCGCGUUCCGAUUGCAUGAUAGCGAUAUGGUAUUGCGGGUGGAUUGGGAGCUACGACAUUCGGUUUUUCAACCGCGGGCAGACUGGCACUAUGACCUCCAUGAGAGCCUCGAAGGUAUUCCAUCGGUUAAGCCCAAGCCAUCGGUUGUGCUGCGGGCGGAGGAUGUCAUUUCGAGUGUAACGGCGUCAUUCGUAUUCCAAAAGUCGGAAGGAAACGUCGGUGAGCCUUUACAAGGCCAGCUGGUAAUCAAGUCCUGCGGCCAGUCAUCAGCCAAGCCCAUUAGGUUUUCCGAGAUCAAAGUGGUCUUCGAGGGUUGCCUUCGUCCAAUAAAACUUCAAUCAGAUCACAACCUGAUUGCCGACAGCACCACUCCUUGUACAUCAAUGUCGCCAUCGCUACGUGACCCCAGCAAGGCGGAAGGUCCGUCGUCUAUUCAGUCACCUACCAGUGGGCUAACGGCCUUGACUGGCAUUGCAGAUCUAGCCAUCGGUCCUUCCCAGACGAAGGUGUAUGACCUCACGUGCAUUCCCAGGGAAGCCGGAGAGUCUCGUGUUGCAUCAAUAACAUUGGCAAUUGAAGAAGAAAAUUUUGACCUUGCCAGCGCCAUCACUGAUCUGUCCCCACGUGAGUCAUACUGGUGGCAGCGGACCUCGAAGGGCCUGAGCCGACGGCGUGUGGGCAAAGGCCGCGAUACCGGCCGGUGCAAGAUAUUGCCUAAACCUCCAAAGAUUCGGAUAGAGCUACUGAACCUCCGAGAAACAUACUACACCAACGAGCAUAUCAUUCUCAAUGUCGCCAUUCAUAACGAAGAAGACGAACCUGCUGAUGUUUCCGUGGAAACCAGACUCUUUGGUCGUCCGGAAUCAGCGGCGAAGAUCCGAUGGUUUGGUGAGAAGGGAUCCUUGGAGGCGCACGGUUCUGGGGAGAGUACCCCAACCGAGGGAAUUUCCCAUUAUAUCAAACGACCGAUAGGCGUGAUGGAACGCUCCUCUCACCGAGAGGUGGCGAUUGUGCUCACGGACACCAGUGACGCUUCCGAUUACGAGAUUGAAUUAUCGACCGUGUACAACCUUGUGUCUGAUAUCCAAACACCCAUCAUUGCAACCGUGCGAGUGGGCGUAUCGAUCGUCAGGCCGUUUGAGGCCAAUUAUGAGUUUCUCCCACGCCUUCAUCGCGAGCCUUGGCCGGACUUCUUUAGUGUAGACGAUGAUUUACUCGCACAGGGAGAGGAUCCCACCCCCGGGGGAUUGCAGCAGCGAUGGUGUCUAAACUCCAAGGUUGUCUCGUUUGCCUUGGAGCCCCUUGUCAUCGAGAAAAUGUCCUUGGUCUUACUCGGGCUCAACGGCGCAGCAACCUGCCACCUCGGAUCGGAGGAGGUUGUCAGCCCUGAAGUGGCAGAGAUCCAUCCCGAGGAGCUCCGCGAGUCCAAUUUCAUCCUAGAUCUCCAGAAAGCUAUUCUGGGCGACCGGAGGCCUACCGCCUUGACGCUGGCUCUCGAGAUCCAAUGGAGACGAAGUGCAGCGGACGACGGUUCGCUCACAGACAAUUCUGCCCUCACCACAUCUACGCUUGCUAUCCCCCGCUUUGUCAUUCCGGCGGGUGAGCCUCGAGUGCUCGCGUCGGCCAAGGCCUCCAGCACUCUUUCCGGGUUGAUCCAUCUUGAUUACACCCUAGAAAACCCGUCGAUGCACUUCUUGACCUUCAACUUGACCAUGGAGGCCAGUGAGAACUUUGCCUUCAGUGGGCCGAAGACGAUUGUGGUCCAGUUGGUGCCAAUGAGCAGGCAUGUAGUCCGAUACCAUCUGCUGGCCUCGAAACGAGGCUUGUGGAUCCAGCCACAACUCCUCGUGGUGGAUACGUACUUUAACAAAACACUCCGGGUUCUUCCCACGGAGGACAUGCGGUCGGACAAGAAAGGGAUUCUGGUGUGGGUGGAUGCCGAGGACUAGAUGCGAUCGAUCCAGUUAGUGAUUUACGGUGAAGGAAGACGGAUCCGCACCGAGCAUAGCUACCUAAGGAGGUAGGGAGUGUUGUUUAUAUGUAAUUGAAAGGACCUACUAG
Molecule: messenger RNA, 3907 nt
Organism: Aspergillus heteromorphus CBS 117.55
Lineage: Eukaryota; Fungi; Ascomycota; Eurotiomycetes; Eurotiales; Aspergillaceae
Exons: 4
Coding region: 1-3795 (1264 amino acids)
Source: RefSeq, a predicted model, not a curated record